This is a messenger RNA of Nannospalax galili (Upper Galilee mountains blind mole rat), 1629 nucleotides long. It is a transcript of the gene Rfng, whose product is annotated as RFNG O-fucosylpeptide 3-beta-N-acetylglucosaminyltransferase. Bases 132 to 974 code for a protein of 280 amino acids. Gene Ontology annotation, cellular component: Golgi membrane. The record is from RefSeq and is a predicted model, not a curated record. NCBI's taxonomy places the organism in Eukaryota, Metazoa, Chordata, Mammalia, Rodentia, Spalacidae. Gene Ontology annotation, molecular function: O-fucosylpeptide 3-beta-N-acetylglucosaminyltransferase activity. The transcript has 8 exons. Gene Ontology annotation, biological process: regulation of Notch signaling pathway; pattern specification process.
CUUGCGUGGCGCGCUGUGCCGGGCCUGCCUCGCGCUGGCCGCGGCUCUAGCUGCGCUGCUGCUGCUGCCGCUGCCCCUGCCCCGCGCCCCCGGCCCGGCCCCGACCCCCGCCGCGGCCCGCCUGCGGCCGGAUGACGUCUUCAUCGCAGUCAAGACCACCCGGAAGAACCACGGCCCGCGCCUGCGGCUGCUGCUGCGCACCUGGAUCUCGCGCGCCCCACGGCAGACGUUCAUCUUCACGGAUGGAGACGACCCUGAACUCCAGCGGCAGGCAGGUGAGAAGGGUGGGAGGGAAGAGAAGUCCUGACCAGAGUUGCACUCCCCUCGGUGCUGCCCGGACCUUCGUUAGGCUCGGUUCCUGUCAGGCACAGGCGAGGCGGCCGCAUGAUCAACACCAACUGCUCUGCUGUGCGCACCCGCCAAGCGCUGUGCUGCAAGAUGUCGGUGGAGUACGACAAGUUUAUCGAGUCUGGACGAAAGACGUCUACCUGGGGCGACCCAGUCUGGACCAUCCCAUCGAGGCCACAGAGAGAGUCCAGGGAGGUGGCACUGUAACCACCGUCAAGUUCUGGUUUGCAACGGGUGGAGCUGGGUUCUGCCUGAGCAGGGGCCUUGCCCUCAAAAUGAGCCCAUGGGCCAGCCUAGGCAGCUUCAUGAGUACAGCAGAGCGGGUGCGGCUGCCUGACGACUGCACAGUAGGCUACAUCGUGGAAGGGCUGCUGGGCGCCCGCCUACUACACAGCCCCCUCUUCCACUCUCACCUGGAGAACCUGCGGAGGCUGCGCCCUGAUGCUGUGCUGCAGCAGGUCACCCUGAGCUAUGGGGGUCCUGAGAAUCCACAGAAUGUGGUGAAUGUGGCUGGAAGUUUCAGCAUACAGCAGGACCCAACACGGUUUCAGUCUGUGCACUGCCUUCUCUACCCAGAUACUGACUGGUGUCCUGUGAAGAAGAGGGGGAAACUAGCUUUUCGGUGACCAGUGAUCCCUGGUAGCUUCUCUGCCCAGCUCCCUCACGCCUUGGAUUCGAGGGUGCAGAAGCCCAGUCUGCCUGCAGGCCUCCCAUGGUCCUUCUCCUGACUGGACAGCAGGUGCUUCUAGAGAAUGAGGAGGGCCAGGCCAUGUGCAGAGACCAUCCAGGAACAAAGGGAAAGGCAGUGUUGCUGAAGCGUAGCCUCUUGUCCAGGAGGUACCUGGCUCCCAGCCUCCAGGGCUGUGUCUACCCCUUCUCAGCUACAGAAAGCAGGGCCAGGUGAGCUGGCCAUUGGGAGGUGAGCUCCAGGUCUGGCCACGGGCUAUUCCUGGGAGGCCUUACAGAACCUUUUUCAACUCCCAGAUGGUGCAGAGUAUGACAGUGGGGACUUAAAACCAGCCCCAAGGCUGUGCUUCCCACAGAGCUGCUCUUCUCCAGGACCUCCAUCCCUGACUUCCUCCUGGGGACCUUCAGGAAACUUCCUUCCUCUAACUCAGUGUUUAGGAAUUUUCCUCCUCCAGCUUCCUACAGGUCCAUGACCCAGUGGGAGCCUUUCCUCUAGGCCCACAGGACUGACGUGCAGACCCAGUGCCUUUUACGGGGUGCAUUGUGGGGUAGUGUCUGCAAUAUUGAGUAAAGACUUCUUUGGUGUUCUCAGUG